AUGGAGCCACCUCCGAAACCGGUCCAGCUCCCUAAGCUCGAAAUCCUCCCGCGAGACAAGGGAUGGAAGUUCCAAACCCCAACGAAGAAGAUCAACGACGGUGCAGACGUCUCGCACUUCUUGACCUCGAAAGCCUACCGCGACAUCUGCGUCUUUGUGCUCCAGUUGAACCGCUCAUUAUGUCCCCGCAAAAAAUCGGGCGCCCCUGCCAACGCUGGCACCGUUUUCACGCUCGCAUCUCCGCGCGACGACCCACCCUCCGUUCGACGGUUGCAGACACUCCUCGACAAGGUGGCUGCGAUAGUUGACGAGACGCCGCCCGACCCGGGACCGCGCAGGUUCGGUAACAUCGCCUUCCGGGCGUGGCACAAGCAUCUCGAGGACAGGGUUGACGCGCUCUUGGCUGAGUCUAUCGCGCCUGAGGUUCUGUCUUUUGAUAACGAUGGAGCGGAAAAGGCCGAGGAGCAGAAGGCUGUCUCAACAGCUGGCGCCAUCGAUGAGUUGAGGGCAUAUUUCCUCGGCAGCUUCGGCAGCUCCCAAAGGCUUGACUACGGAACUGGACAUGAGCUGAGCUUCCUGGCUUUUUUGGGUGGUCUGUGGAAGUUGGGUGCAUUCACAGAUGGGCCGGAGUCAAAUCAAGGCGACAUUGAGAGGAGUAUUGUGCUUGGUGUUUUUGAGCAAUACCUCAAAGUUAUACGAAAGCUUAUCCUCACAUACACCCUGGAGCCAGCUGGGUCACAUGGCGUCUGGGGUCUCGAUGACCACUCUUUUCUUCCAUACAUAUUUGGCUCGGCGCAACUAACCCGCCCGAUUACCGAGGACGAGACCAUGCCUCUGGAAGGCUCCGUGAUGCGGGCCCCAAAACUAGGGGAUAUCACCAAGGCCGAAACCGUUGAGGUGCAGCGCGAGCUGAACAUGUAUUUCUCGGCCGUCGGAUUCAUCAACGACGUGAAGAAAGGUCCCUUCUGGGAGCACAGCCCCCUUCUCUGGGAUAUUUCUGGCAUUAAGGACGGUUGGGGGAAGGUGAAUAAGGGCAUGGUCAAGAUGUUUAACGCCGAGGUUCUAUCCAAGUUCCCUGUUGUUCAACACUUCCCCAUCGGCUCGUUGUUCUCCUGGGAAGUGGAUCCGGAAGCACCAAUACCAACACAGAGUGUACACAUGCAAAAUCAGCCUAUCGUCGCGGCUGCAGGACAGGCGCCUGCAGGAAUGCCGCCAACGGGCAUGCCGCCACCACAGUUGAAUCCUAUGGGCGUCUCAGUAGGUACGGGUGCCCCGUGGGCGCAAGGAGGUCUGAUGCCUGCGCCGGGUAUCUCUUCUCGGCUGCCACCAAUGACUGGAACGACUAGGCCGCCACCUCCAGAUCCAGUUUCCAGACAAAGCGGAGGGCCUGUUGCUACAAAUAGCGGGACGAAUAAUGGACAGUUGGGCUCGACAAAGGCUCCUUGGACAUAG
Pyricularia pennisetigena is the source of this 1452-nucleotide messenger RNA. RefSeq lists its product as uncharacterized. The transcript is spliced from 3 exons. Lineage: Eukaryota; Fungi; Ascomycota; Sordariomycetes; Magnaporthales; Pyriculariaceae. Gene Ontology annotation, molecular function: protein tyrosine phosphatase activator activity; peptidyl-prolyl cis-trans isomerase activity. Gene Ontology annotation, biological process: mitotic spindle organization. The record is from RefSeq and is a predicted model, not a curated record. Bases 1 to 1452 code for a protein of 483 amino acids. Gene Ontology annotation, cellular component: cytoplasm; protein phosphatase type 2A complex; nucleus.